This is a messenger RNA of Drosophila navojoa, 1284 nucleotides long. It is a transcript of the gene oc, whose product is annotated as homeobox protein OTX2. Gene Ontology annotation, biological process: regulation of transcription by RNA polymerase II. Gene Ontology annotation, molecular function: RNA polymerase II cis-regulatory region sequence-specific DNA binding; DNA-binding transcription factor activity, RNA polymerase II-specific. The record is from RefSeq and is a predicted model, not a curated record. NCBI's taxonomy places the organism in Eukaryota, Metazoa, Arthropoda, Insecta, Diptera, Drosophilidae. Gene Ontology annotation, cellular component: nucleus.
UGCUGGUGCUGCUCGCAUUGAAGGUGUCACGACGAAAAUCAGUUCCAAAGUAACAUUCGUGCCGCUCGGGUUGUGCGUUCGUCGCUCCGCUCGCUCGUUUUGUUGUUGGUUCAAAUCAGCGUUCAAUCGUUUACCGUUCACCGUUAUAUUUCGUCGCGUUUAAUCAACGCCGUGUCACGCACACACUCUAAAAUACAUUAAAAUACACAGACACACUCAAACAUACAUACAUACAUACACACACACAUACACAUACAUACAUACACACCCACAGCAAAAAAGCAACAAAUAAACAAACAUUUAAAUAACGUGCGUGUGCAAAAUCCUAAACACAAAACAACAACAGCAACAACAACGAAAACAUCAUCAACAACAACAACAGCAACAGCAACAGCAACAAGAGCCGUUAGCUAAAGUUCUAAAAGAUACUAAAGUCGUUCGAUAAAUUGUGCAUUGUUUUUUUUGGUGUCUGCCGCAGCAAGUGUAUUUGCCCUUAACCUGGCUAAAACAACAAAACACUCAACUAUCCCAAUAACUGAAUACCGAAUACCGAAUAACGCAUCGCAGACCCGAGUCGAUCUCAGCAUCGUAUUGUCUGCCAAAGGCAUCGAUCGACGCCAACAAUUGGAUCUAUACAACAAAUAACAUCAACAUAUCCGCAAUCCGAUAUCCUUAAACGGUAUAUUUUUUUGCUCGCUUUUGGAAUAUCCGCACGGCAACAGUGACAGCAUCGAGAAUCGCUCAAGCUCCGCGAUAUUGGUGUGUGUGUGUGUUUUUUUUUUUUGAUAAACGCCAUUUGACUGUUAGCGGCGUUUUGGCCACUGCCACGCCCAGGCCCACGCCCACACGCACGCCCACACGGAGCCAUCAAUCAAUUUUGGCCAAUUGAAGCAUCAACGGUUGUACACCAUAAACAGCAUCAACGUGGCGCUGCACUCAACGGAAGCCUUGAUGGCGGCGGGCUUUCUCAAAUCGGGAGAUUUGGGCCCGCAUCCGCACAGCUAUGGCGGACCACAUCCGCACCACUCGGUGCCGCACGGACCGCUGCCGCCGGGCAUGCCGAUGCCAUCUUUGGGUCCCUUCGGCCUGCCACACGGACUGGAGGCUGUUGGGUUCUCCCAAGGCGUCAACACGAGAAAACAGCGUCGCGAGCGUACAACAUUCACACGGGCCCAGCUCGACGUCUUGGAGGCGCUCUUUGGCAAGACACGCUACCCGGAUAUAUUCAUGCGCGAGGAGGUCGCACUCAAGAUCAAUUUGCCCGAAUCCAGAGUACAGCGAUAG